AAACAAAAGGCGAAAGCGAGCCAAAAACAGAGAAAAAAAAAAGCAGAACACAAAAUUUCCAAAACUUAGUCGAAAAGCCUCGAGCUCGGUGAAACGUUCGGUAUCUUAUCCGUUCGACUUGCUCUGGUAAACUCUCGGAAACACACUCGUUACUGUGUGUUUUCCUGCUGUUUUUGGUCAGUAUUUGCGUUUGAAGCUGCAAUUUGGGAGACUAAUCUAUGGGGACAAUGUUUGGCUCUGUGGAAGACUAUGGAGAGAUGUUUCGAGACACUGCUGCUCAGACUAGAGACCCAUCGCUCUCUUCAGAAAAUUACAUUGGAACUCCUGUUGUCUACAAGCUUGUUCGGGUUGCACAAGAUGGGAGACUAGUUCCUGCAACUGAUGAAGAAAUGUUGGAGGUCAAGGACUUGGUUGAGAACAACGAGAAUGAUAUGCCUAUUGCACCUGAUCCUGGACAGACUGAGGAGUGCAUUUUCGAUGUAGGGUCGCCUUCUCAGUUUCUGCAGCUAGAUAGUUUUGAAGGCUUAUUCCAGCCAGAAACUGUAGAAGCAUAUACAGAAAAUUUGAAUUCUCGACUUGAGUGUAAAGAGGAGUUGGUGUAUGGAUCUGAGAUGCUUUUUACUCUCCCGGAUACCAACUAUCAAAGUUCCAAUGAGUUUCCUUGGAACGAGGAAUUUGUCCAAUCCGAAGUUUUCCUGCAGGAACCAAUUAGUUUUUCAUCAAAUGGAUGCAGUGUAGAUCAAUCUAUUGGUGAUGUCUCAGCAUACUCAAUUGCUACAGGUGGUAGUCCUAAAGCACCUGCAUUGUCAGCAAGUGCCUCAAACACUGGAUUUUCUGGAGAUAGAGACGAGAUAUGCUUGGGCAACCUUUCGAUUAAAGCACUGCAAGAGACAUUCAGAGCCACGUUUGGUCGUGAAACUACUUGCAAGGACAAACUCUGGCUCAAAAGGAAGAUCGAGAUGGGACUGAUUCGUCCACGUGUUAUGCCAACAAAUGAUAACGGACUGAUUAUUGGAGGUCAAGAUAACUGUACUGGUACGGUUGUUGCUGUUAGCAAGGAUACGGUUGAUGAAGGAAGAGCUAAUACCUGCAAGGACACACCAUCUACUCCUGAUUGCACAGAUGAUUUUGAGGAUAGUCUUAUUGAAGCUUCUGUGGACCAUUACUCUGGAAAUGAAGAUUUUGAAGGCGAAUACAGGUCAGCGAAAAGAGUUAGGAAGGCUACAAGGAGAUAUAUCGAAGAGAUUUCAAAACUUGAGGAACAACAGCAAAGUAAAGAGUCACUGAUCCCUUCGAAAGAUGAGAGGUCUAUUAGCACCGUUUCUUCAGGAAGAAGAGUUGUUGUAACCAGGAUGGUAUCUCUGGGUGGUUCCAUAAUUCAGGUUCCCUAUGUUUCUCAUGUGAGGAGAAGCCGCCCCAGGGAAAACAUAAUGGCUCUUGGGGAGUUUCAUUCCGGUUUAUGGGAGGUGAAAGCUACUCCGGAAGAGAGUGACCUGAAUCUAAGCCAAACUCAGUUGAACAAUGACGUGAACCGAGUUUCAGGUGUCAAAUCUGUUUCUGGACCUGUCCAGAAAAAAGUAACUAGUCAUCGUCAGAGCUACGAGGACCAUUCAAAACCUGAGGUGGAUCAAGACACCAUGGAGCCAGAGUACAUGGACUCAUCAGGAGAUAGCUCAGAUGAUAGUACUUAUAGCCACGCUGAUCGACCAAUCAUGCAAAGUGCAAUGAGAAGGAAGCAUCACAGAGCUUGGUCACUCUCUGAGGUUAAGAAACUGGUGGAAGGUGUGUCCCAAUAUGGAGUUGGGAAAUGGUCUGUGAUCAAAAAGCUUACGUUUUCGUCACACUCGUAUCGUACCCCAGUGGAUCUCAAGGACAAAUGGCGAAAUCUACUCAGAGCAAGCUUUUCUCGGACUCCUUUAAACAAAAUGGGGAAACACGGGUCGAUGGCUAUUCCAAGUCAGGUUCUGUCACAGGUAAGAGAGCUUGCUCAGAAGAAAUCACAUGUUUCACCGGCAAGGAAGGCUAGAAUGGUGAGGGCAUCAUCAAGACACGUUGCCGCGGAAAAUCUGAGAUGAUGACAUCUUUUUUACUUUUUUUUGAUUUCAUAGACUUAAUUCUAAGGUAGCUUUUGUGGUCUAACCGGGCCUAUAAACCGGUGGCAUGGAACAGACGAAUAUGAACGGUUUUCUAAUAUAUUGGCUAAUCUGUCCUGUGGUUAACUUGAGAUAAAA
Raphanus sativus (radish) is the source of this 2231-nucleotide messenger RNA. RefSeq lists its product as uncharacterized. Bases 219 to 2075 code for a protein of 618 amino acids. NCBI's taxonomy places the organism in Eukaryota, Viridiplantae, Streptophyta, Magnoliopsida, Brassicales, Brassicaceae. The transcript is spliced from 9 exons. The record is from RefSeq and is a predicted model, not a curated record.